CUAAACAUAAUCCCGUAUGCUGCCAUGGACAGUGUGGAGAUGGAAUCUGUCCAGAUUAAAGAGGAGCUCCCUGAACUUGAACUUAUCCCCAUUAGAGUGGAGUUCUCUGGGCUGGCUUCCCUCCCCAUUAAACAGGAGCUCUGUGAGAUGCAAUGUUACAGCAGUCAGCCAGAGGUCUCUGAGAUUAAAGCUGAGCACAAUGAAUUGGAGAUCCCCCAGACAGAAGAACCCCUUCCUGUGAAACAAGAAGAGGUGCUGGAAACUGUCUGUAUUAAACAGGAGCCCCGUGAAGUAGAGUUUGACCACAUGGAACCAGUGACGGAAGAAUCAGAGGACUUCAAACCAAACAUCCCUGAGCUGGAGCCUGUACGCCUGCGAGAGUGUAGCGUGGUGCUGGAGAGAAUCUGCGUGAGAGAGCAAGGCGCUGGAGAGGAAGGCUCUCCCAACAGCAUGCAAGGAGGUGGAAAGGAAGACGGGCGCUCCCAUUCAGAAUGCAGUCUAGCAGGUUCCAGUCCAGCAGCUAAAGCGAGGGCGGGCGGUGGAGAAUAUCCUGACUGUGGGAAAGGGUUCACCCAGUUAGGAAACCUGAAAACACACCAGCAAAUUCAUACAGGAGAGAAACCGUAUCGCUGCUCUGACUGUGGGAAGCGUUUCAGAGAAAGAGGAACCCUGACAAAACAUCAGCGAAUUCACACAGGAGAGAAACCGUAUUGCUGCUCUGACUGUGGGAAGAGUUUCAGUGUGUUACAAAACCUGAGAAGACACCAGCGAAUUCACACAGGAGAGAAACCGUAUCGUUGCUCUGACUGUGGCAAGAGUUUCAAUCAAUUAGGACACCUGAAAACACACCAGCGAAUUCACACUGGAGAGAAAACAUAUCUCUGCUGUGAAUGUGGCAAGAGUUUCAAUCAGUUAAGACAUCUGAAAACACACCAGCAAAUUCACACAGGAGAGAAACCAUAUUGCUGCUCUGACUGUGGGAAGUGUUUCAAUGUGUUACAAAACCUGAUAAGACACCAGCGAAUUCACACAGGAGAGAAACCAUAUUGCUGCUCUGACUGUGGCAAGAGUUUCAAUCAGUUAGGACACCUGAAAACACAUCAGCGAAUUCACACAGGAGAGAAACCGUAUCACUGCUUUGACUGUGGGAAGAGUUUCAACAUCUUAGAAAAUCUUCAAACACACCAGCGAAUUCACACAGGAGAGAAACCAUAUCGCUGCUCUCACUGUGGGAAGAGUUUCAGUGUGUUACAGAACCUAAAAAUACACCAGCGAAUUCACACUGGAGUGAAACCGUAUCGCUGCAUUGACUGUGGAAAGAGGUUCAGUCACACACAAUCCCUGAAAAGACACCAGCGAAUUCAUACAGGAGAGAAACCGUAUCGCUGCUCUGACUGUGGAAAGAGUUUCAAUGUGUUACAAAACCUGAAAACACACCAGCGAAUUCACACCGGAGAGAAACCGUAUUGGUGCUCUGACUGUGGGAAGAGUUUCAAUGUGUUACAAAACCUGAAAACACACCAGCAAAUUCAUACAGGAGAGAAACCCUAAGGACCAUGUUCAUUCAGAAAAAAACAUUACCUUACAUUAUCCUGUGUAAUUUACUGUUUUGUGUAUCACUCUAAGAGCUUGAUUUUUAAAUGUUCAAAAUGCUCUUCAGCUCUCUUGCACUGUGAUUGUGUCAGAAAGUGGGCGGAGACGCGGACACGUCACAAGAGGCUUCUCUGCUGUCAGUUUAACUCAGGCUGUCAAUGCAGUCAGUGCCUGGGAGCGGGAAUAUGCAGAAAGGAAACUAUUCUGCACCUCAUCUGAUGGACGAGUCACGAGAAAUUGAUAACUCAGUGUGGGGAAUGAGUUUCAGGGUUUAGCAUUUAAACUGCAUAGACUUGAAAAUAAAUACAUUGAUGGGAACGAGUAUCCCGACCCCGGUAUGUAGCAUCCCAGAGACAAGACUGCACCGUCCUUACUGGACAACCGCCUGGAGGGUUUGUCUUGUACAUUCAUCAUGAUUCUAAAACUAAUGAAAAAUGAUAGUGUUGCAAUGAUUGAAUAUUUUGCAAUGUGUGUUGUCCAGGCUUUUAUUUUACCCUGCUUUUGUAAACUGCAUCGUGUAAUACAAGUGUAGCACGCAUGUGUACGGGUCAUAGGUACAGAAACUCAGACAGGUUUUAUCCCGGCUCUUACUUGCUCUUUUGCAGUGUUGGACCAUAAGAGUAUGAGCUUUGGCAGCCCUGAAUAAACAAGAUCGGGAAAUUACUAGCUGCUCAAAACAAAAGGAAGAUAAUACUAAAAGUGAGAGUUUGACUAUUUAAAUAAUCUAUAUUUAAAUUGUUAACAAAUGAGUCGUAUAUUAUUUAACAAUGUGUCCCGGUUUUGAGCUGUGGAAAUCGUGUCACCCAUAUUGAGAGUAUCACAUACCUGUGCUGCACACAAAGCAUGGACCGUACUGAAAACCUGCGGCUAACAGUAAUACAGCAGCAGGCAGAGGCUUCCUGUCCCGUUAGGCUUUCUGACACGUCUGAGUUGUAAUGGAAAUUGAAUCGGCCAGUGCGUCGCAUUGUCCACGCCUUGCGCAACAAAAUGUAAAUACAUUAAAUACAACUCUGUGGGGGGGUUGAUCGGGUUGUUUUUAUUUGAAACGACGACGUGUCUUAAAUCACUGCGCCGGGCACCCUUUUAGUACGUCACUGAAGCUCUUAUGAGCUACCUCGGUCACAUGACAAGUUUGUAUUCCGAAUUGAAGCGAGAGGUAGUCUUGAAUGAGGCAGAUGUGUAAGUAUAUGCUGUAAACCCAUCAUUUGUUAGGCGGGAGCACUCUUUCUGUUUCUUAGUGGGAGGGAGCAGUUCAGUCUCUGUGCCUCAAGCCUGCCCUGGACUGGAGGGAGCACCCUUUCUCUUAGGGGGGUGAGGGAUGGAGGGAGGGAGCAGUUCAGUCUCUGUGCCUCAAGCCUGCCCUGGACUGGAGGGAGCACCCUUUCUCUUAGGGGGUGAGGGAUGGAGGGAGGGAGCAGUU
Molecule: messenger RNA, 3013 nt
Organism: Acipenser ruthenus (sterlet)
Lineage: Eukaryota; Metazoa; Chordata; Actinopteri; Acipenseriformes; Acipenseridae
Product: zinc finger protein OZF-like
Exons: 2
Coding region: 25-1551 (508 amino acids)
Biological process (GO): regulation of transcription by RNA polymerase II
Molecular function (GO): DNA-binding transcription factor activity; RNA polymerase II cis-regulatory region sequence-specific DNA binding
Source: RefSeq, a predicted model, not a curated record